GGUGAUUUUACAUGCCGUUCUAGCCUCUAGGUUCUACUUUAUUAAUUUGCUCAAAAUUAAAGCCUUUGCGUGCAUUGGGAAGGAGGGGAAGCUAGUUUGCUUCAAGGAAUCAUAGCUGAUAAAACUCUUAAAACCUGCCUCCUCUUCUCAUCUUCCACUUACCCCAAUCGUCAGCAAGACCAACGCCGUGCUCCUAGCCGCCGCUUCCGUCUCAGCUAUCGUGUUCGGAAUAUUAAUUUGAUUCUAGAUCUGUUCAUUAUUAGAGGAAGAAAUCAUGGCAUAUGUAGAUCACGCUUUUUCCAUAUCCGAUGAAGAUAUCAUGAUUGACCCCCCCUACACCCUCAACAACCGACCUCCGGUGAAGGAGAUCUCUCUAGCCGUUUCUCUCCUCGUCUUCGGCGUCCUCGCAAUCAUCCUCGGUACUUUCAUGGCCGUCAACCAGAUAGGCGGUGACCGGGCACACGGGCUAUUUUUCGCCAUACUGGGAGGAAUUCUGUUCCUGCCCGGGUUCUACUAUACUCGGAUCGCGUACUAUGCAUACAAGGGGUACAGCGGUUUCUCAUUCUCCAACAUACCUCCCGUGUAGUCAUCCCAUUCUCGUCAUGUCGAUUCACAUAUACAUUGUGUUUUCUAAUGCUACAUAGCCGUUUACGUCAAAAUCUUGUAAAUAAUAAAGUGAAUCCAUCCGACAGUGUUGAUGUAGCGAACUGCUGAACAAAUGAUUGUUAUGUUGUUGGGGGUGUUUUUUAAUUGCUCGUUUGCUUAGGUUGAUAGAUGACCGCUGGUUUAGUUGGCUGUUUUAAUCGGCUGAUAGUAUUAAGAGUUUGUAAAAUGGUGUUUGGUUAACUAGCUGAUUAAAGUGUAAUGAUAAUUUGUGUAAUGACAUUGAAGGACAUACUUUUCUUUUUUUUUGACGUUUUCUUUAGUAUUACGUUAUACAUUUUAUGUAUAAUU
Cuscuta epithymum is the source of this 954-nucleotide messenger RNA. The record is from the annotation of a GenBank genome assembly. Lineage: Eukaryota; Viridiplantae; Streptophyta; Magnoliopsida; Solanales; Convolvulaceae.